This is a messenger RNA of Euleptes europaea (tarantolino), 2520 nucleotides long. RefSeq names its product cytosolic phospholipase A2 delta-like. Gene Ontology annotation, cellular component: cytosol. Bases 1 to 2520 code for a protein of 839 amino acids. The record is from RefSeq and is a predicted model, not a curated record. Gene Ontology annotation, molecular function: calcium ion binding; calcium-dependent phospholipid binding. NCBI's taxonomy places the organism in Eukaryota, Metazoa, Chordata, Lepidosauria, Squamata, Sphaerodactylidae. The transcript has 21 exons. Gene Ontology annotation, biological process: glycerophospholipid catabolic process.
AUGUCUGAGGAGGUGACUACCAGUUACCAGAAGGUUCAGGCCUUUCCCACUUGGCUGUUAUCUGUGAAAAUCUUGCAAGCUAAAAAUAUAAGGAAAGCAGACAGACGUAAUGGAGCAGAUUGCUAUAUAAUGCUGUGGCUGCCAACAGCUUCAAAGGAGAAAGCAAGGACUCAAACUAUUCUGAAUUCUACCACACCAAUAUGGAACAAAACCUUCUAUUUUAUUAUCCAGAGUCAAGUCAAGAAUGUCUUGGAACUAAGGAUUUAUGAUGAACACCUCCAUUCCAAUGAUGACCUCCUCUUUACCCUUCUCUUUGAUGUAGCUGAAGUCUGUCCUGGAGAGAGAAUCCUGGCAAACUUCAUUCUGAAUCCUGAGAGAAAGGAAGAAUUGGAUGUGGAGUUUGCAGUGCAGGAACACCUGGGUCAUCUUGAAAGCCUCAUCACAAAUAAUGUCCUUGUGUCUCGUCCAGUUUCCUGUUUAAAUGUUUGUGUGGUCAAGGGGAAGAGCAUGAAGAGAUUAAAAGAAGAAAAUGACCUUGAACUGAGAGUGAAAGGAUCAUUUGAAGAUACAUGGAAAAUGGCUUUGGAAUCUGGAUUGGUAGAAUCAUUUCACUUCCAUUACACAACAUACUGGGAACCAGAAUUAAAUGCUCAUCUGCAGCAUUGCUCAAGUAAUGAGGAGCAAGACAAAAAGAAUUCUUCUGCAUCCUUGACUAUGCCUCUGAAGUUACUUUCCACAGGAAAGGAAGUGAAUGUAGUUCUUCCUGUGUCAGUGACUUCCCCUGAGGUGAGGACAUGCUGGAGAUACAGUCAUGUCUCCGCCCACCUGUUGAGUGGGCGGGCAGGUAGGAGGCCGGUAGGAGGCGGCCACCAAAGCCCUGGAUCACCUGAAAACCUUGAUAUGCGGUUGGGAUUUAACCUAUGUGAAGAGGAAAAGUCUUUUCUGCACAAACGGAAACAAGUUGUGGCUGAUGCUCUGAAAAGCAUCCUCCAGCUGAAAGAAGAUCUGUUGGAUCACGAGGUUCCAGUGGUGGCAGUCAUGGCAACUGGAAGUGGAUGCAGAUCAAUGGUGUCUCUUUAUGGGCAGCUCUCAGGUCUGCAGAAACUUAAUAUUCUGGACUGUAUAACGUAUAUCAGCAGCACUUCUGGCUCAGCUUGGACUGUGUCAAAUUUAUAUGAAGACUCUAAUUGGUCCCAGAAGGAUCUGGCAAGGCCAAUCCAUGAGGCUAAGAAGCACGUGACAAAAAACAAGAUUAGCACUUUUUCUCUGGAGCAUCUGAUUCACUAUCAAACAGAGCUGAGCCAUAGGGCUGAACAGGGCAUCUCUACUUCUUUCAGUGAUCUGUGGGCAGUUGCUCUUGAGAAUGUCUUGCAUGAUAAGGUGAAUGAUUUUAAACUCUCUGAUCAGCAGCAGGCUGUGAAUGAAGGGCAGAAUCCCUUACCCCUCUAUUUAGCCCUUAAUGUGAAAGAAAACCACAUUUCUGCCUUUGAUUUUAAAGAAUGGUGUGAAUUUUCCCCUUAUGAAAUUGGUUUUCUGAAAUAUGGUGCAUUCAUUCACUCAGAAGAUUUUGGAAGUGAAUUCUUCAUGGGAAGGCUAAUGAAGAAAAACCCAGAGUCUCGGAUUUGUUUUUUAGAAGCAUUAUGGAGCAAUACUCUUGCUGUGAAUUUGCUUGAUGUCUGGAAUAAACUGAGCAGUACAGAUGAAGACUGGCACAAACUUAUCCAAGGCAAAAUGAGGAACAUUGAGAGAGGUUAUGUUCCACCUCAGAACUCCACUUACUUGGAGACCUCUUGGAUGUGCCCUGAUGGGAUGCUGUCUAAGAUUAUAAGGGAAGUUUUAACUGAUCGUCCAUUGCAUCAUCAUGCCCAUAAUUUUCUCAAGGGUUUCCAUCUGCAUAAAGAUUACUACCAAGACAGCCAGUUCUCGAUGUGGAAAGACUGUCAACUAGACCAGUUCCCUAAUAGACUUACUCCAUCAGAAGAUGAUAUAUCAUUGGUUGAUGCUGCAUAUUUCAUCAAUACAAGUUGUCCCCCACUCUUGAGGAAGGAGAGGAAAGUGGAUGUCAUUUUAUCAUUUGAUUACUCCCUGGAUGCUCCUUUCCAGUCUAUAGAGCAAAUGGAAAAAUACUGCAUGGAGCAGGGAAUUCCUUUUCCCAGGAUUUCAGUGAGUGAGGAAGACAAGCAGAAUCCAAGAGAAUGUUACCUGUUCAUUGAUGAUGAGAAUAAAAAAGCUCCCAUAGUGCUUCAUUUCCCACUUGUGCUUGAUAGUUUCCAGAACUUCAAAGAAACUGGAGUGAAACGUAGCAAAACAGAGAUGGACGAAGGUGCAGUCCCUCUUGCUGGCUGUCACUCACCGUACCGUUUGAUGAAUUUCACCUAUACUAAGAAGGAUUUUGACAAACUCCUGAAACUGGCUGAGUACAAUGUCCAGAAUAACAGAGACUGGAUUCUUCAGGCUUUCUGCAUGGCCAUAGAACAGAAAAAAUGUGGCAGGCAGCAAAGUCAAUGUCCAUCCACUUGA